Lolium perenne is the source of this 504-nucleotide messenger RNA. The record is from RefSeq and is a predicted model, not a curated record. Lineage: Eukaryota; Viridiplantae; Streptophyta; Magnoliopsida; Poales; Poaceae.
AUGAUCGAGGCGCACCUCGAGGGCCUCGACGAGAUGAUGUCGGCAACGAGGCCUAUGAGCCAUACCAACCGCUGCACCGCUGCCCGUGAAGGAGGAGGAGGAGUACGUGCGAACGAAAGACGAGUGUUCAGGAUGCAGAUCUUUAUGAAGACCCUCACCGGCAAGACCAUCACCCUCGAGGUGGAGUCCUCGGACACCAUCGACAACGUGAAGGCGAAGAUCCAGGACAAGGAGGGCAUCCCUCCAGACCAGCAGCGCCUCAUCUUCGCUGGCAAGCAGCUCGAGGACGGCCGCACACUGGCUGACUACAACAUCCAGAAGGAGUCCACCCUCCACCUGGUGCUCCGCCUGCGUGGUGGUAUGCAGAUCUUCGUCAAGACCCUCACCGGCAAGACCAUCACACUUGAGGUGGAGUCUUCGGACACCAUUGACAACGUCAAGGCGAAGAUCCAGGACAAGGAGGGCAUCCCCCAGACCAGCAGCGUCUGAUCUUUGCUGGCAAGC